Physella acuta is the source of this 1938-nucleotide messenger RNA. RefSeq lists its product as uncharacterized. The record is from RefSeq and is a predicted model, not a curated record. Lineage: Eukaryota; Metazoa; Mollusca; Gastropoda; Physidae.
AUGCCUCGGUCGUUUGUGUUCAGCCGGCUCAAGUUUUUUACAUUCGCUGUUUUCUCUUGUGCGAUUGCUGUCAUCUACGUCAUUAACCAUGGCACACAGAUCACCGUAUUUUCAGUUCAUCAGACGUACAAUCAGACAAACAAGGCGCUAAGGUUAACGCCACCAGAAAAUCUAGCACCAAAACAGGCGUGUAUCCAUCCGCCGAUAAAGAUGGACGACCCUGUGAUGAUGUCGUACUACAAAAAAUUUCCCCCGCCCGUGUGUAAAGGCGAGGAGAAUUGGGUCUACGUCGACAACGGUACCUUGAGGUUUUCUAAAUCAGUCGUUGAGAAAUACGGGAACUUCACCUGCGAUUUUUAUAACUUAGUGAGGAUUCAUGAAAGGGAAGUAACGUGGGGAAGUGUCUACGUGAAUAUUUCCGAAGGGUAUCGUAUUCCAACGGAUUUUUUCAAAGUGAUCUGCAAGAGUGAGGAUCGCCAUAGGUACGAGGGCAUCCACGCGGGGGUGGCGUACACCCACGACAGAGCCAACCGACCGGAAGUUGAGCUGACCGAAGGGCUGGGCGGGGUGAGUGUGGUGCUACUGGGGCACGACUCACUGUCAAGGCUGUCGUGGAUGCGGCACCUGCCCCAGACGCGUGAGUACUUCCUGAGCCUGGGGGCCAUAGAGCUGGAGUCACACAACAUCGUGGGGGACGGGACGACGGCCGUCAUGUUCCCCAUGCUGACUGGCAGGUUUGAGAGGGAACUGCCCGAGUGUGGCCUGAACGAGAAAGGCGCCAUCCCACUAGAUGACUUCCCCUUUCUUUGGCACGACUUCAAGAGAGCCGGGUACCUGACGUCAUGGGCGGAAGGUCUGUCCGGUGCCUUCACCUGGCGGAUGCUGGGGUUCAGCCAGCAGCCGACCGACUUCUUCACCCGCCCCUUCUUCUACUCCCUCAAGCAGGGGCGGGAGUUCAAUGCCCCCUGUAUCGGAUCACAGAGGACCCACCAGGUGUGGAUGAACUACUUCCGGGAUAUUUUCCUCAUGUACAGGAACAAGAGGAAGUUUCUGGUGCAUUUUUUCUCGGAGAUGAGUCAUUGGGACAAUAACUUGAUUACAAGGAUCGACGGUGAACUAAAAGACUACCUGCAGUUCCUACACGACGGCGGUUACCUGAACAACACGUUGUUGAUCCUGUUGUCAGACCACGGCGCCAGGUACGGCGACAUGCGCUCUACCUGGCAGGGCAAGGUGGAGGAGAGGCUGCCCUACUUCUCCUUCCUGUUCCCCAAAUGGUUUGAAGAGAAAUACCCCAAGGCCAUUCAAAACCUGCGGACAAACACCCAUAGACUGACCACGCCUUUUGACAUCCACGAGACGUUGAAAGAUUUUUUACGUUUUGGUGGAACGGAGGUGGGGAAUGUCUCCAAUAGAGGGAUCAGUUUGUUUAAAGAGAUUCCAUUGGAUAGGACGUGUGAGCACGCGCAGAUCGAGCCCCACUGGUGCGCAUGUCUGGCGUGGCAGAACGUGUCGUCUGCCGACCCGUUUGUUCAAAACGUCACCAAAUUUGCCGUGGGAUACAUCAACAGCCUCACUUCCGCUUUCAGGAGCGAGUGUGCGGAAUUGAACAUCGAAAACGUGACGGAGUCUUUGAUUCUCAAAAGUCGGAAAGAACUUCUGAAACACUCGAAAUACAAAAACAGCAACGACAUGACCUUGUUCCAGUUGACCUUUUUCACCACACCGGGUCAUGGCCAUUUUGAGGUCACGGUCACGUACGACAAUGUAAGAGACACAAUGGCGAUCAGUGAAAGGGAGAUAAGUCGAAUCAACAAAUACGGAAACGACGCUGCAUGCAUUUAUAACAAAAACAAUGAUAUAAGACCGUAUUGUUAUUGUAUAAAGGAUGUUACAUCCAUGGUAUAGCUACUGUAUUAAUAAUGUUUCUGCUAUAGU